Molecule: messenger RNA, 1243 nt
Organism: Rhizopus microsporus ATCC 52813
Lineage: Eukaryota; Fungi; Mucoromycota; Mucoromycetes; Mucorales; Rhizopodaceae
Exons: 4
Coding region: 33-1223 (396 amino acids)
Cellular component (GO): cytoplasm
Molecular function (GO): cysteine synthase activity
Source: RefSeq, a predicted model, not a curated record
UUUUUUUUUUUCUUCUAAACAUAAAAAAAGUAAUGUCCAGUUCUGGUAGAACUCUGCUUAUUGGCAUAAUUACUGGUUCUAUAAUAACAGUACUUGCAUCCAGUCUCAUUGCACAACUAAAAAAUGAAAACAAGGAAGAACAUGAUGAGCCUACGACUGAUAUUGUCGAAGGGGUUGACGGACUCAUUGGCAAUACGCCUCUUAUGAAAAUAAAAAGUUUAUCGGAAGCGACUGGCUGUACUAUUUUGGGAAAGGCAGAGUUUCUUAACCCUGGUGGCAGUUCAAAGGAUAGAGUAGCACUCAACAUGAUCAAGAUAGCAGAAGAGCAAAACAUUCUCGUUCCACAUACAGGAAGUACAAUUUUUGAAGGCACUGUUGGAUCAACAGGCAUAUCCAUUGCUAUGAUCGCACGCGCUAAAGGCUACAGAGCAUGGAUCGUGAUGCCAGACGAUCAAGCCAAAGAGAAGUACCAGCUGCUUGAAAAGCUUGGUGCUACUGUCGAAAAAGUGAGACCUGCUAGUAUUAUCGAUAAAAGACAGUUUGUCAAUUUGGCCAGAGAUCGUGCAUUGGAGUUUAAAGAAGGAGAUGCCAAGGGAUACUUUGCUGAUCAAUUUGAGAAUGAAGCCAAUUUCAAUGCUCAUUACAAUAAUACAGGUCCAGAAAUAUAUCGUCAAACAGGAGGCAAGAUCGAUGCUCUUGUAUUAGGCGCUGGUACAGGUGGUACUCUAUCAGGCAUUAGUUGCUACCUUAAACAGCAUAUUAAGAAAUUAAAGGUGUUUUUGGCUGAUCCACAAGGCUCAGGAUUAUACAAUAAAGUAAAAUACAAUGUGAUGUAUUCACCAACUGAACAAGAAGGAUCACGAAGAAGGCAUCAAGUGGACACAGUUGUAGAAGGAAUUGGUAUCAACCGAUUAACAAAAAAUUUUGAUAAAGGAAGGCAUUUGGUUAAUGAUGCCUUCCGUGUAACAGAUGAUGAAGCCAUAAAGAUGUCACGAUAUCUUGUCCGCGAAGAUGGAUUAUUCGUAGGUAGUAGCUCAGCAGUCAACUGUGUUGCAGCAGUAAGAGCAGCUAAAAAACUCGGACCAGGACAUGUUAUCGUUACUUUAUUAAAUGACUCUGGUCAACGUCAUUUGACAAAGUUUUGGAGCGAUGAAUAUCUUAAAUCACAAAAUAUAUAUGCAGAAUUAAAACCAGAGGAAGGUUUAUUUGAUUUUAUAAAAUAACUAGAAGACUAAUGAAUAAA